AUGGCGGUGGCUUUGGAUGAAGUGUGGGGGCGGGUGAAGAAUGUCUGCAAGCAGAACGGACUGCUCAUCCUGUCUGUCCUGGCCGUGGUUAUCGGCUGCCUGCUGGGCUUCUUCCUUAGAGGCAAGCAGCUCUCUGAGCAGGAGGUGAAGUACUUCCAGUUUCCUGGAGAGCUGCUAAUGAGGAUGUUGAAAAUGUUAAUUUUGCCCCUCGUCGUGUCCAGUUUGAUGUCAGGUCUAGCUGCCCUGGACGCCAAGUGCUCCAGCCGCCUGGGCAUCAUGACCAUCUCCUACUACCUCUGGACCACCUUUGUUGCCGUGGUUGUGGGCAUUGUCAUGGUAUACAUCAUCCACCCGGGUGGAGCCGCUCAGAAGGAGGACUCUGAGGACAGCAAGAAGCCAAUGACCAGCUCCGCUGACGCUCUGCUGGAUCUGAUUCGCAACAUGUUUCCAGCCAACCUGGUUCAAGCUACUUUUCAACAGUAUCGAACCCAGCGAGUCCCUGAGCUCAUCCCCAAACCAACGGUGGCCCAGCUCCUGGAUGAGACCACCACACGCAGGGUCUACAUCUACGGCAUCCAGGAUGACAAUGGCACAGACGUCCAGAACUUCUCCCUGGAUCUCACGCCGCCGCCUGACGUCAUUAUGAAAACAUCACCUGGCACCAGUGAAGGCAUGAAUGUGCUGGGGAUUGUCAUUUUUUCUGCUACCAUGGGAAUAAUGUUGGGCAGAAUGGGACCCAAUGGAAGCGCUUUGGUCAACUUCUGCCAGAGUUUGAAUGAGGCAGUUUUGAAGAUUGUCGCCAUUGUCAUCUGGUAUUUCCCCUUCGGGAUCGUGUUUCUGGUUGCUGGUAAGAUCUUGGAGAUGGAUGACCCUUCAGCCAUGGGGAAGAAGCUGGGUUUUUACGCCAUUACAGUGGUAAUGGGUUUGGUGCUGCACGGCCUAUUCAUCCUCCCAGCCAUGUACUUCUUCAUCACGAAGAAGAGCCCCAUCGUUUACAUCAGAGGCAUUCUGCAGGCUCUGCUCAUCUCAUUGGCCACUUCCUCCAGUUCUGCCACUCUGCCUAUCACCUUCAAGUGCCUACUGGAGAACAACCACAUCGACCGACGCAUCAUCCGCUUUGUGCUGCCGGUCGGGGCCACAAUCAACAUGGACGGCACUGCGCUCUACGAGGCCGUGGCAGCCAUCUUCAUCGCCCAAGUGAAUAAUUAUGAGCUGGACUUUGGACAGAUCAUCACGAUCAGCAUCACCGCCACUGCGGCCAGCAUCGGUGCAGCUGGAAUCCCACAGGCUGGACUCGUAACCAUGGUGAUAGUGCUUACCUCCGUGGGUCUGCCCACCGAUGACAUCACUCUCAUCAUUGCUGUUGAUUGGGCUCUGGAUCGAUUCAGGACCAUGGUCAAUGUGAUGGGUGACGCUCUCGCAACAGGCAUUAUGGCUCAUAUCUGCAGAAAAGAUUUUGUCAAAGAAGGGGAGCAGGUGCCUCUGAUCUGUGAAACUAAGCCCAUGAUAAGCAUCCAGCAGAUGAUGACCUACCAGAACCAGAAGAACGGCUGCUACCAGCCACCUCCACCCGGCAGCAAGCACGACCACCUCUCCCCGGACGUGGCUCGCCUGAUCCAGCUGGAGGAGGGGAUCCGGCCGAUCGAGAAGAAGAAGCACGCUCACUCCUCUCACCACAAGAGAGAGCACAGGGACAAGGACCACUGUUCCGUCGACAUGAACGGGCUGGAGACGAACGUAUAG
Chelmon rostratus (copperband butterflyfish) is the source of this 1743-nucleotide messenger RNA. It is a transcript of the gene slc1a7a, whose product is annotated as solute carrier family 1 member 7a. NCBI's taxonomy places the organism in Eukaryota, Metazoa, Chordata, Actinopteri, Chaetodontiformes, Chaetodontidae. Gene Ontology annotation, biological process: L-glutamate transmembrane transport. The transcript has 11 exons. Bases 1 to 1743 code for a protein of 580 amino acids. The record is from RefSeq and is a predicted model, not a curated record. Gene Ontology annotation, cellular component: plasma membrane. Gene Ontology annotation, molecular function: glutamate:sodium symporter activity; L-glutamate transmembrane transporter activity; neutral L-amino acid transmembrane transporter activity.